GCUUGUAAUGUCUAAUUUGUAGGUAAACAUAACAAAAUGGCGGAAACAUUUUCUUACCGAAACAGCAUUUCCACGUUUCAUGCAAUUACCUGGUCAAAAGAUAACCGUAUUGCAUUUUGUACGGACAAUUCCAUUAACUGUUUAACUCUGUCUCCAGAUGUGACCAUAGCCAACACCAAACCAAGGUUUGUACAGACUCUAAUCCCAUCAGAGAAAGAGGUAUGGGACAUUCCACAGUACAGCAUUGACGACCACAUCAAGUUUAUCAACCAUCUUCCCAGAGAAUUGUUCUCGGAAAUGUCUGCUGAUGCUGUGAUGAACCCAUUUGAGCAUUUUCAUGACUCGGUUGCCAGGCGAGGGUUCAAGCAGUGCGUCUGGUCACCUCUUGGCAUGGAUCCACUGGAAAGGUCCAUCCUGGCCACUCUGUCCCAUGAUCACAGGCUGUGCAUAUUCUCCCAGAUGGACUCAUUCAUCAAAUGGCAAAAGGUAGCAGAGCUUUCCCUGCUUCGUUGCGAGGGAAUCCCACCUCCGGACUCGUGUCGUGAGACUGCCAAUUAUGAGAAGUACAGAGACUGGUGUUACUCACAUAUCUCAACAGCGGUCGACUGGUAUGACUGUUUGGUCCCCGGCUCUGACCCUGUCAAGAAGUGUGCGCUGUUAGCGUCUGGAAUGUACACUGGUAGAUUGGUCCUGUGGAGGAUUGACACACCUCUCAGGGACAAGUCAGGCUGCUCCAUUAUCCAAGAGGUAGACUCAGUGCACACAAAACAAGUCAAGUGUAUGAAAUGGGCCCCAGACAUAGGUGCCUUGGCAGUGGCCUAUGUUGAUGGACGUGUGUACCUACUGACCUUUGACCUUCGUUGCUAUGACAGUUUCACUAUCCGGCCUCGCACACUGUGUAUUCAUGGCGACUCAGACUUGAUGCCUGUCUCCAGCAUGAUAUAUCUACCUCAGAAAAACGAAAGCUACUGGUUGCUAGUCAACAAAGAGCAGUAUUACUUACUCUACCUCCUACAACAUGAUGGUAACCACGGUGAUGUGAAGGUCACCUACUCCAGUCAUCUGACCCUAGACUGUGGGCUGCAUUCUGCAGGUGUGUUUGUGCUGGAUAGCAACAUUGUGGUGACCAUAUCAGUAGAUGCAGCCAUCAACAAGAUACUUCUUUACACUGAAACACAAGGUAUCAGCAUUGAUGCAGACACUGAAACACAAGGUAUCAGCAUUGAUGCAGACACUGAAACACAAGAUUCAAAAGUUGAGACUGUAGCCUAUCAACUGUCCACAGACAACAAACACCUGUGUUUAGGGGCGUGUAUUUCACCUAAUAAACUCAUGGUGGCCUAUGUAUGUAGACCUAGGCCAGGUUUCGACCAUUUAGCAGAUAUCACCAAGAGACGAUAUACUUAUGUCACUCUCAAAUGGAUUGAAGAGGCAAAUCUAGAGUCCCCUAACAAUGUUCACUGCAUUGAUCGUCUUCUAGAUAUAUCAGUAUCUCUAGGAGAGGCAGACAUACUAGAGAGGUACAGGCAGUCACUUUUUGUUCCUGACCUCAAUGUGACCUUGACCUUACUUGAUGAGAGGGCAAGGUCUUCUCGUCAUGGAGAUGGAGAUUCCUUGCUGCAGUCUGAAUUGAGAGUUCUUCAGCUGAAACGGUACAACUGCCUUGUGAUGACAAAUUGUCUACGUAAUAAAAUACUAGCUCAGUUGUCACCAUUAGAUCGUGAUAAAGAGAAACUAGCGUCCCAAGAGGCCCUUUUAUCCCAGUUCACAAGGCAUGCAGUAGCUCUGCAUUGCAUACAGAGUCUUCAGAACUAUGUAAAGGGAAAUAACUCAAAUCAAGAUCAUCACAGAGUAGCAGCAUUGAUGCUUCAGUACAUUGAGAAACACUCAACACUUUUGAGUGAUAGAUUGAGGCAGGAGACAGCGGUACUUCACAAGUCCGUGGAGACCAGGGCAAACAGAGAGGCCCAGGCUGUCAAAUGUGCAAUAUGUGCAGCUAAUCUGACACUGACUGAUACGUUUACUUGGCAGUGCUCCGGAGGCCACACUUUAGCCACCUGCCCAAUGACGAUAUUGCCAUGUGAGCUGGUGGAUUACAUCACGUGUAGCACGUGCAAGGCAGCAGUCCAACAUCCUGACGUCAUCAGAAGUUUCCCCUGGAUCGCCGGAAACGCCUAUCGCUGUAGUCUUUGCGAGGAACGCUUGGCGGUUACGUGAUGUUAAAUGUCGUCGGUGCGACGAACGCAUGGCGGUCACGUGAUGCCAAUGUCGCCUUUGCCAGGAACGCUUGGUGGUCACGUUAUGUCAAUAUCGUAAGUGCGAGGAACGCUUGGUAGUCAUGUGAUGUCAAAUGUCGUCAGUGCGAGGAACGCUGUGGUCACGUGAUGUCAAAUGUCUGCUGUGUCUGUGUUGUACUGUGACAUUUGUCUUAUAUCGGUUCGAUUCCUUUUUGUGUUACUGACAACGUCCACGUAUUAAAGGACUGUAUGUUUUUAACGUAAUGGAAAUAAAUAUGACGUUUCUUCAA
Dreissena polymorpha is the source of this 2527-nucleotide messenger RNA. RefSeq lists its product as uncharacterized. The coding region runs from base 37 to 2217 and encodes 726 amino acids. The record is from RefSeq and is a predicted model, not a curated record. The transcript is spliced from 19 exons. Gene Ontology annotation, molecular function: histone acetyltransferase activity; protein binding. Gene Ontology annotation, cellular component: transcription factor TFIIIC complex. Gene Ontology annotation, biological process: transcription initiation at RNA polymerase III promoter. Lineage: Eukaryota; Metazoa; Mollusca; Bivalvia; Myida; Dreissenidae.